This is a messenger RNA of Gracilinanus agilis (Agile Gracile Mouse Opossum), 4381 nucleotides long. RefSeq names its product integrin subunit alpha 5 (gene ITGA5). Lineage: Eukaryota; Metazoa; Chordata; Mammalia; Didelphimorphia; Didelphidae. The transcript has 30 exons. Gene Ontology annotation, biological process: cell-cell adhesion; cell adhesion mediated by integrin; angiogenesis. The record is from RefSeq and is a predicted model, not a curated record. Gene Ontology annotation, molecular function: integrin binding. Bases 1 to 3342 code for a protein of 1113 amino acids. Gene Ontology annotation, cellular component: integrin complex; external side of plasma membrane.
AUGCCCCCCUCCCCGCCCCCCCGGCCGGCUGGGGGAGGGCUCAGCCUGGAGUUUGGCAAACUCCUCCCCGAGUUGAGUCAUUCGUCUCGGGGAGGUUUAGGAAGCGGCUCCGGGUCGGUGGCCCCAGGACAGGGAAGACUGGGCGCUAUGGGGAGCUGGACUCCUGGGUUCCUGUUACCCACUGGGCUGUUCUGCUCCGGCCCUCGGGCCCGGCACCGGCUCCCGCCGCCGCUCCGGCAGCAGCCGCCGCCACCGCCGCCGCUGCUGCUGCAACUGCUGCUGCUGCUGCCGCUGCUGCAGUCUGGAGUCGGGGGCUUCAACUUGGACGGGGAGGCCCCGGCCGUGCUCGCCGGUCCCCCGGGCUCCUUCUUCGGCUUCUCGGUGGAGUUCUACCGGCCGGGGGCCGAAGGGGUCAGUGUCCUCGUGGGUGCUCCCAAAGCCAACACGAGCCAGCCGGGGGUCCUGCAGGGAGGCGCCGUCUACCUCUGCCCUUGGGGCCCCGAUUCUGUACCAUGUACCCCCAUCGAAUUCGACAGUAAAGGCUCUCGGCCCCUGGAGUCAUCCUUGUCCAGUCCUGAAGGGGAGGAGCCUGUGGAAUAUAAAUCCCUGCAGUGGUUUGGGGCCACAGUCCGAGCCCAUGGUUCCUCCAUCCUGGCCUGUGCCCCCUUGUACAGAUGGAGAACAGAGAAGGAACCCCUGAGUGACCCAGUGGGCACCUGCUACCUCUCUACUGACAACUUCACCCAGUUCCUGGAGUACUCACCUUGCCGAUCAGACUUUAGCUCCGCCACUGGGCAGGGUUACUGCCAAGGGGGUUUCAGUGCAGAAUUUACCAAGACAGGACGUGUGCUGCUUGGAGGACCUGGGAGCUACUACUGGCAAGGGCAGAUCCUGUCGGCGACCCAGGAGCAAAUUGCAGAGUCCUAUUACCCAGAGUAUCUCAUCACUGAAGUUCGGGGGCAGCUGCAGACCCGACAGGCCAGCUCUACCUACGAUGAUAGCUAUCUGGGAUAUGCAGUGGCGGUGGGAGAAUUCAAUGGAGAUGCCACAGAGGACUUUGUGGCUGGAGUACCCAAAGGGAACCUCACCUAUGGCUAUGUUACGAUCCUUGAUGGUUCAGAUGUCCAGUCCCUCUACAAUUUCUCAGGGGAACAGAUGGCCUCCUAUUUUGGCUAUGCUGUUGCUGCCACAGACAUCAAUGGGGAUGGGCUGGAUGACCUCUUAGUGGGAGCCCCACUGCUCAUGGAGAGGACAGCUGAUGGCCAAGCUCAGGAAGUGGGCAGAGUCUAUGUCUACCUCCAGCGUCCAUCGGGCAUGGAGUCCACCCCAGACCUCACCCUCACAGGACUGGAUGAAUUUGGGCGGUUUGGCAGUUCCCUCUCCCCGCUGGGAGACUUGGACCAGGAUGGCUACAAUGAUGUGGCUGUCGGAGCCCCAUUCGGGGGGCAGACCCAGCAGGGAGUGGUGUUCGUAUACCCAGGGGGCCCCACGGGACUGGGCCCGAAGCCCUCCCAGGUGCUGCUGCCCCUCUGGCAGCCCGGCCAUUCCCCCGAUUUCUUCGGCUUCGCUCUCCGGGGGGCUCGAGACCUGGAUAACAACGGAUAUCCAGACCUGAUUGUGGGGGCGUUUGGUGUGGACAAGGCUGUUGUUUACAGGGGCCGCCCCAUUAUCUCAGCCAGUGCCUCCCUCACCAUCUUCCCCGCCAUGUUCAACCCUGAGGAACGAAGCUGCAGCUUGGAGGGAAACCCCAUGUCCUGCAUCAACCUGAGUUUCUGUCUCAACGCCUCUGGAAAGCAUGUCCCAGACUCCAUCGGUUUCACGGUGGAGCUACAGCUGGAUUGGCAGAAGCAGAAAGGGGGCAUUCGUCGGGCACUGUUCUUGGCCUCUCAGCAGGCAUCCUACACUCAGACCCUGCUCAUCCAAAACGGAGCCCAUGAGGACUGCCGAGAAAUGAAGAUCUACCUUCGGAAUGAGUCCGAAUUUCGAGACAAACUCUCUCCGAUCCACAUCGCCCUCAACUUUUCGCUGGACUCCAAAGCACCUCCAGACGCCCACGGCCUCCGACCGGUUCUGCACUACCAGAGCCGGAACCGAAUCGAGGACAAGGCUCAGAUCCUUCUGGACUGUGGAGAAGACAACAUCUGCGUGCCCGACCUGCAACUCGAAGUCUUUGGGGAGCAGACCCAGGUGUACCUGGGCGACAAGAACGCCCUGAACCUGAUCUUCCAUGCCCAGAACAUGGGAGAGGGAGGGGCCUACGAGGCGGAGCUUCGGGUCACGGCCCCCCCGGAGGCUGAAUACUCAGGCCUGGUCCGACACCCCAAGAAUUUCUCCAGCCUCAGUUGUGACUACUUUGCUGUGAACCAGAGCCGUCAGCUUGUCUGUGACCUGGGGAACCCCAUGAAGGCCGGAGCCAGCCUGUGGGGGGGCCUCCGAUUCACUGUCCCCCAUCUCCGGGACAACAAGAAAAACAUCCAGUUUGAUUUCCAGAUUCACAGUAAGAAUCUCAAUAACUCGCAGAGUGAAGUGGUUUCCUUCCUCCUCUCGGUGGAGGCUCAGGCCCAGGUCUCGCUGAACUGGGUGUCCAAGCCAGAGACGGUGCUGUUCCCAUGGAGUGGCUGGCAGCCCCGAGAUCCACCCCAAGAAGAGAUGGAUGUUGGCCCUGAGGUCCACCACGUCUAUGAGAUUAUCAACCAGGGGCCCAGCUCCAUCAGCAGAGGGAUACUGGAGGUCAGCUGCCCACUGGCCUUGGAUGGGCAGCAGCUUCUCUACGUCACAAAUAUCUCAGGGCUUAGCAACUGCACAUCUAGUCAUCCUCCCAACCCCCAGGAUCUUAAGCUGGAUCCUGAGGAGCCCCAACACCGGCUGCAGAGGCGAGAGGCCUUAGGCCGAGGACCAGCUCCUGGCCCUCGAGUCCUGAAAUGUCCUGAAGCCGAGUGUUUCCAGUUGCGCUGUGAGCUGGGACAGUUACACCGGCAGGAAAGCCAAAGUCUACAGCUGCACUUCCGAGUAUGGGCCAAGACCUUCCUGCAGUGGGAGCAUCAGCCAGCCAGCCUGCAAUGCAAGGCGGUAUAUGAGACACUGAAGAUGCCAUAUCGGAUCCCUCCUCAGCAGCUGCCCCGGAAGGAGCUUCAGGUGGCAACUGCAGUACAGUGGACCAAGGCAGAAGGCAACCAGGGGGUUCCUCUCUGGAUCAUCAUCCUUGCCAUACUUCUUGGCCUCCUGCUCCUCGGCCUCCUGAUCUAUGUCCUCUACAAGCUUGGAUUCUUCAAACGUUCCCUCCCAUAUGGCACCGCCAUGGAGAAGGCUCAGCUCAAGCCCCCAGCCACCUCGGAUGCCUAAGACCUCCCUGCCCUGGACUCCUUUUCCCAAAGGCCCUGCCCCUCCUCAGCUGACUGGGGCAGGGGAGGAAGCGGGUGCUCCCUAAAGGUGCUUUAGGGUCAGGGAGGGGGGAAAUGGGUCUUUCCCCCCGCCCCGGCUCAGAGACAUACUUGAAGAGUCAGAGCUGGGGGUGGGAGAGCAAGGGACCCUCUCCUCAAUGCACUGUGAAGGACCCAGAUUAUGGGGAUGUAGGACCCUGCCGCCCCAGACCCUUGGAGACUUGGCACAGAAAGUUCUUUGGAAAUGGCUUCGGAACUUGAGCUGGGAGUGUCAGAUUCCCUGGGGACACCCUGGGAUGUCAGCUUCAAGUCUCCUAACAGGGAGGGGAGUUCUGGCGUUGCCUUGUGAGAAACCUAACGGCCAGAGAACAUUUCUGGAAAUCUAGAACUCUUCGGAGCAGGACUAUGGGCCCUCUGUAGCGGGCCCCAGCCCAGGGCAAAGAAGGGACCCAGACCCAGGAGGGUGACCCAGGGUCUGGCUCAAGACUGAUUUCAAAACGGGAUGGCCCACUGUUCUUGGACUCAGCGCCCAGCUCAAAAUGGAGCCAGAAUCCGGAUGAAGACAGAGCUCCGAAAUGGUCUGGCAAUGACUUGGAACCCCAGGCUUGAGAGAACUUAUCUGAGGGGUCCAGCCAUGCUAGGGCUAACCCAGGACUCCAGGUUACUCGGAUGCAGCACCUCACCUGGAGGCAAGUCCAGGACCUGACUCAGGGGAAGUUGGAAUGCCAGGAAGUCCAGGGCCCCGAUGGGAAAUACCAUAGAGGCCGGCAGGCUGCCACUCCAGAACUUCAAUUUGGCCUCGCUCCCAGGUCCUCGGAGCAAGGGGGCCAGCCUGCCUGCCCUGGGCCAGGCAGUAGAGUUCUCCACUCGAGUGUGUUCUUACAACUGUAUUGAUGCUGCCGCCUCCCCUUCCCUGCCCCUCUUCCUGGCCCUGGGGACAUCCUGGGACUUAUUUAAACUCUGUUGCAAGUGCAAUAAACUUGGCUAGGGGCCACCACUGA